AUGAGCGAGCAGGAAAUAAGAACUUCCGCAGAUACGCCAGAAAGCCCUUCGGCGGCAGCAGCCAAACCUCAUGGCAUUUUGCGUCACCACGCUGAAGGCGAAACCAGCAAGAAAAAACACGCUCAUGUUGCAAUGGUGGCAGGCGAUGACGAAGAUGAUGAUGGAGAAAAAAAACACGUGGUCAUGCGCGAGGAAGUCUCUAUCCGGACGUUUUCAUCGGACGAUGUUUUUUUAGAUGGGAGGGACGAGAACAAACAAGGACGAGAUGAUUCCUCUUCUGAUGAGAACCAUAUGGAUUUCGGAGAUAAGAAAAAGAUUACUAACGCUAUUCGGAGUAGAAAAGCUGAAGGCUCAUCUAGUCCCACAACCAAGACCAAGAUCAAUUUCAAACAUCCGAUUCGGAGUCCCCUUUCGUCUACUGCAAGCACGAGCACAACUCCCCCAGCUCCAGUACUAUCCAAGGAAAACAUUCUUGCCGGCGCUGCUAAGACAAAAACUCUAGUAGCGUUCACAACAGCAGGUCCUAGGGGAGCCUCUACUUCUAGUUCUAGUAGAGCAGGAGGUGGAGGUGCCGCAACUACGACAGGGCAAGAAGCAGAAGGACUAGGACAAGAUGGAGCUGUUGAAAGCAAGGAUACACGACCUGGUAGUGCCACAAGAACAGAAAGAGCUGCCCCACCAGUGAUCAGUAUUGUUGCUGCACGUUCGACGUCCAGUACUAGUACAAUUGAUGCCCCUGCAACUGAUGCCCCUUCCGAGCCGCGCGAAAGAACAGCACAAGUACAAGUACAACAACAACGAACAACAGCUUCUAGAAGUCCGAGAACUCGAGGAGGAGCUUCUUCAGCAGCUUCAGCAGUCAGCACGUUUAACCGUCCUGUGUCUGGUAUUCCAGGACUACCUCCGAUGCUGACGAGUCCUUCUCGGUCCCCUGUUUCGACAAUACAAGACGAAGGAGCCCCUGUUUCGACGCAACUCUUUGCAUCUGGCGCAGCCAUAACAGACUCCGACGGGGACUAUCUUGAGAUCACGGUCUCACCUCGAUACAAGACAGCAAUUUCCAAAGAACAAAUAGAAAAGGAUAGGGCAAUGAAGAACCAAGUCUGGGCGAAACUAGCUACCGAUGUGCCUCCAGUUUACACCGACGGCUACUGGGAAGAAAGGUAUAUGGCCCAAAGAGCUUUCGGAUUCGAUUGGUAUAUGGACUAUUCGAGCUUGCGAGGAUUGCUGGCAGCGACGUAUGUUAAGGCAGGAGAGGCUUUCAUGCUUGUGGUUGUGCAUGCAUGCUACACAUUUGAAAGAUGAUUAACCAACGUCUAUAUAUUUUUCCCAUCGAUUUCAAGUGGCAAGAAUUGCAGUCGAAAGGUUGACAACCGAGGAAGCUUCUUCUUCUAGCGUACUCAGUCGUGUAAAUACAUUUCAUAUCAGAAUCAUAGCAUAUAAUAAACGUCUAUCAUCUUCACAGAACAUGUAAUGUCGAGAGUGAGGAUGAAGAAGCUCAACAUGGAAUCUGAAGACAUCCUCACUCUAAGAAACGCGAAACCGCGCCAGACGAAAUAGCUCCAGAAACACUGAUCAUUGGCAACGGGAACAGCGACUUGCCAUUUGGGCUUUACGAGGAUGGGUACAAGAAUGUCACCUGCAUCGACCGCAACGCCAUCGUUGUGGAUAUCAUGAGCCGGAAGCUAGCGAAGAAGGGAUAUGCUGACGAGGUAGUAGAUGAAGACCUUCGCCUUGCUUCAUCACAUCGCCAUCAACUGUUGAUAAUCUUAAUUUUGCGAAGGAACGUUGUGUCCAUGAGAUAUUCACGUAUUGAAAUUGAUGACGUUCUUAAUUUUGCGAAGGAACGAUUGAUAGUACUUAACGGUUCUUGAUGUGUGUCAGCCUACUUCUUCUAGAGAGACAUGGUUCUUGAUGUGUGUCAGUUAGAGUUACAUGGUCCACCACGACCUCAACAAUUAGACGACGGAUGAGAAUGCGCAUUCUAGUUCAUCUACGACACUGAAAACUCUUUCCUCAAAAUUAUAACAGAUGGAGUACAUCCAAAUGGAUUGCCGCAACAUGAAAUCCUUUCCGAACGCGUCAUUUGGCGCCGUCAUCGACAAAGCGACUCUUGAUAUCCUAGAGGCCUCGACAACUUUAACUCACUGGCACAACAGUACGAAGACGGCGGCUCAGCAGGCGCUUGACGUUGAAAAUGACAUGAAGAAAUGCGUUUCUGAGGUUUUUUAAGGCAGAUUAUAACUCUGAGGCAUCCUCAGCGUCAACAUCCUUGGUUCUUUUUCUCCGACCUUGAAAAAGAGACCAAGGAUGCUGUCAGGGAGGCCGCUGCCCCGGAGGCGAGUGCAAUAGAAGGUCCUCCUUUCCUCUAAGGUUUGCGAGUCUUAACGCCUGGUGGGUUCUUCUUGUCGGUGUCGACAGUGCCACCGACGCAACGAGUACCAAGGAUUUUGACGUUGAACGGCACCGCGCCAUGGAGGAUCGAAGUGUCAAGGAUGCGGAAACCGAAUGUACCAUUUUUGCCAGGAACGCAGGAUGGAGUAGGGACUACUGGUUAUGGCAGACGCAGAGGCUAGGUCUUCCUUAACCUGAUGAUCAACUUUAACAUGAUGAUCAAACAUAAUCAAAUGUCGUACAUACCCCACGAUUGGGUACACUACUACUACUACUACUAACAUGCACUAGUUCUUCUGAUAACUACCGAAUCUUCAGGAAGUUCCUGAUGAUGAUCAACAGGAAGAUUAUGAUUUUAAGUGAACCACCUCGCGCUAGGCACAUUCAUUCAUUCAUUCAGUGUAGCACUUAAAAAAGCAUUUUGGAGGUCUCUAACAUCUCGAGCUCCUCGGAGGCGGUGGCUUCUAUGGCGAACAAAGACGUGAUGAGAUCGACCAAGAGGAUCAUGGAGAUGACGAACUGUCGGAUUAUAUCGAGAAAGACUACUUCCUCUACAUCUGCACCAUGCCACGAGCUUUGAGGCACGUUAACCGAGUCGAAUCACCAGUGAGAUCAGGGUCAGUAUCACCAACUAGGGGAAAACAUAGUAGGACAGGUAGUUCGCGGUCGCCGUCUAGGAGGAGAAGGUGAGUAGAAGAUCUUUCUGGAUCUUGAUCAUGGCAGUAGUUCAUAUAAGUAUGUCGAUGUCCGUGUGAGGAGAAGGUGAGUGGAAGAUCUCUCUUGAAGAUGAUGUAUUUUCAUAUAAGUCCAAAUAUUACCAAUCUACCAUGACGGACAUGCAACUACAAGCUAGUGAAGCUAUGUCAUAUGUCCUAUUCGUAGUCAUCAUUAUCUGCUUCAUAAUGACGAACCCGCCUGACAUGAAAGACUCAAUACGAAUUCGUAGAAAAGAAAACGAGAAAAGCAACGGUAACCUGGGCCCAACAAUAUUUUAGCAAACAGCAACAUCAACAAGCUCAAGCAUCUUCGUCUAGUAGGCGUGGUCCUCGUAGUGAAGUUAUAUCGUAGUAAAGUUCAAUGUGUCGGAGUUCAUUUCGUCGGCGAAAGACUCGCACUCGCUAGUGCUGUCGUCAUCGUAUACGUAUCUAGAAUUCGUUUACGUUUUGCUCGACUAGAUCCAUCACCACUAUUAUAUAUAAGUGAAUUUUUGUGCUGCUCCAAUUCAACAACAUGACGCAUUUUCUUUACCUCCUAUAAGUUAUGCAAACAAGUAGU
Molecule: messenger RNA, 3669 nt
Organism: Amoebophrya sp. A25
Lineage: Eukaryota; Dinophyceae; Syndiniales; Amoebophryaceae
Source: the annotation of a GenBank genome assembly